This is a messenger RNA of Photinus pyralis (common eastern firefly), 662 nucleotides long. RefSeq lists its product as uncharacterized. Bases 206 to 637 code for a protein of 143 amino acids. The transcript is spliced from 2 exons. The record is from RefSeq and is a predicted model, not a curated record. Lineage: Eukaryota; Metazoa; Arthropoda; Insecta; Coleoptera; Lampyridae.
UACAGCUUGUAACCUACUCUAUAUUCUGUGCUAUAGCUACUCCUCAAGGUGAUCCAGUGGGAGCUCACGGACUAUCCAUGUUACGUCCACUCAUUUUGGCAAUUACCUACAAAUCGUAAAAUUAUUAAUGCAUUAUACGAACUUUUUUGGGUAUACAUCAGAUACUUAAAAGGUGUGCGACAUUUAAGAUUCUGUAUAAUCAAAAAUGAAACGUUCUCUUAGAGUUACAUUGUUUAUUUCUCUCAUUCACUAUUCUUUAGUGAGACAACUGCAAGCGUUUCCAGUUUUUUAUAAUGAAGAAACCAACAUGGGCAGCAUGCAAAUUCCAAGAUUGGGAGGUCAUUUAUUCGACGAGGUAAGAGCGAAUGUGGAUCAAGUUGCCGACAAUUUCUUUAGAAUUCCAAAUGUUUUCUUGAAACAAUUUGGUAAUUCCCCGAUUUCCCAUAUUGAAGACUUCGCGGGCGACGCCUUAAAAAGUGGAUAUUCGUUUAUGAAUAAUUCCUGGGAAACUGUAAGGAAAUUUUCUAAUAUUGGUAAUUUGCCAAGAGCGCCUGCCGAGCUUAGCGAUGCCAAGAAAUCGGAGACGCAAGGAAAUAUUGGUGGAGUAAUACGUUUGAAUACGAAAGAUGCGCCAUGAAACAAAUUUAAUGACAUUGCUCGUA